Messenger RNA from Xenopus laevis (African clawed frog), 2306 nucleotides. RefSeq names its product extended synaptotagmin-1-like. The record is from RefSeq and is a predicted model, not a curated record. The coding region runs from base 310 to 1515 and encodes 401 amino acids. The transcript has 12 exons. Lineage: Eukaryota; Metazoa; Chordata; Amphibia; Anura; Pipidae.
AGCAAAUAAUGUUGGAUCUCGAUAUCAGGUACAUUUCAAACCCAUCUUUUUUCUAUUUCCUUUGCCCACUCUGAAAUGUCCCUUCCUUACAUAAUUGUCUUUUGCUCCUUUUUUCAGUUAUAAUGCCGACAUAAAGGUGGAUGCUGGUUUUACGGAAAAAACCCCAUAGCCGGCAUCAAAUCUAUAAAGGUGAGCCUACCAGUCUUAUAUCGCGUACGUUAGCUGCUUCCUUUGCAUUUAUUAUAUAUAUAAACAUUACUUUCUCUUUUGCAGCUGGAGGGAAUCUUGCGGGUAAUUUUGGCACCGCUGAUGGAGGACUCACCCAUAUUUGGAGCACUGACCGUUUAUUUCCCUCAUCGUCCGGUAUUGGAACUACAAUGGACCGGAUUUGCCCACCUACUGAAUAUUCCUGGACUUCAAACGCUGUCGGAAAAAGAGCUUGUGAACCAAAUCGGACAGAUCAUCGUUGCGCCGCAGCAUUUCAGCCAUCCCCUUGCAGCCAGAUUUGAUUUGGCUAAGCUGCAGUUUUUAGAACCCUGGAAUGCGCUUCGUAUCCGAGUCAUAGAAGCCAAAAACCUUGUUGCCAAGGAAAUUUUAACCAAAUCGUCGAACCCUUAUGUUGUGAUAUGCGGAGGAGGAACAACAGCAAAGACAAGGGUGAUACACAAGAACUUGAAUCCAAAGUGGAAUGAGACCUUUGAGAUAUUAUAUUCUGACCUCCCAGACCAGGAGAUAGAAUUUAAUCUUAUCUCUGACAAAGGUGUUAAGAUAAACCAGCAAUUGGGCAGUUGCAGAAUUAGAAUUAAAGAGGUGCCAGAGAGAGGAUUCAUAGACAAGUGGAUAGAUUUGGAGAACGUAAAGUCUGGCCAGCUUCAUAUCAAGGUGACACGUCUCAGGCUACUUUCAGACCCAACCCAACUGGAAGAGGUAAAGUCUCUGUUCCUUUACGCUGGCUGCCGUGGGAAUACGUUGGAAUGUUUUGUUGGUGCAUCAAAUUUUUUUUUGGUUUUCCAGGUGCUGAAAGUAAACGAACAAUCUCGGCCAAAAAGAGAUAAUGAGAUUGCUUCAGCCGUUCUGUACACCUAUAUUGAAAAAGGAAGGGGUCUGCCUGUUCUACAAAUGAAGAAGGACAAUCUGAAAGCGUUAGCUGUCGUGCAGGUUGGCGUUGAAGACAAUGUAAAGAAGUUUGGAAGCAGAAUAAAUAACGGAGAAGCAGAGUGGAAAAAGAGGUUCCAGUUCUUGAUAAGGAACCCACUUAAUGAGGAACUGAAGCUUAAGGUUCACAAUGAACACAAUAAGCCCAUCGGAAGUAUUACCGUGCGCCUAUCUCGCCUUCUGGCUGCUUCGGAAAUGACCUUGCAGGACUGGCUGCCCCUGGAAUCAACUGAACAGAAUAGUGAAAUCCGGGUGAAAUUACAAUUGAGGAUUUUGACCCCUGAUGUUGGAGCUCCAUCGCCUCAAGGAAAGACCAAGGCUCAAUUUUUCAAACCACGGACCAAAGUCAAGAAGCGCUGAUCGUUCUUAGCCAGAAGUCAUUCUUUCUGAGAAUUUCACCACCAACAUUAGCUCCUCUUGGGGAAUGUUAUACUGGUCACGCAAUUAUUGCACUGAGAGUAAGGGUGUCCGUUUAGUAAGGGUAUAUAUUGUAGUCAGGUUGUUUUGUUCCCACCCCUGGAAGGUCCCACCAGAAAUCCCCGGAGGAAAGUCUGGGUUAGAGGAGGAACUUAAUUCAACUACCCUGAUGUAGCCUCUCUUCACCCUUUGGCAUCAGUUUAAGCUGUGAGCCAUGCAAGUACUUUUGGGGCAGAGGAGAAGGAAGAGGACAUCAAAGAUGUCCAUAAAGCAAGCCAACAUUGAACUUUUGUAUUACAAAUAAAGAUAUUUUGUUCUUGUAACAUUUAAAUGCCCAUGAAUGUCAACUGGAAUGUCAACAGGCUCCCACCAGUCUGUAGAGGACGAACGAGGAAGAGGAGGACUUAACAUAAACAUCAAUGCUGCUACCUAAGGCCACAACUUACCCUCUAUGUGUCAGUACCUUCUAGGUUGCACCCUCAUGGUCCCUGACCUUUGGCCUGACUUCUCAUGAUGGAACAUCUACUGUCUGUCUUGCUUAUCCGUUAUUAAGAUCAAAGCUAACACCAAAUAAGUUUGACUUGGUCUGGACGGGAUGGGUGGAAGCUUUGCGGCUUGGGGCUGCUCAUACCUGAGAAACUGUAUCUGUAAGAUUUGUCUCCAUAUCAUUGUUAUGCUGUAUGUGAUGUACUGCGAAAUUGUGUACCUGGUCAUGUGUACGGAUAUGCAUAUGU